UUUGAUCGUUAUUUUUGGUUAUAUUCCUAAAGAAACCCAGUCCACCACGCAGUUAACAAGUCAUAAGCUCCUCACAAAAAGAGGCAAAACUUGCACACUCGAUCUCUCUCAGACAAUUAACCAACGACGCAAAACCAAACCAUGUCCUCCACUAAUUACGACCCAUUUCAUGCCUUGGAUAAUCACGAUCAAGGUCCCCCGCCCUUGCUCAAUCCUGACAACAGGUAUCGUUUGAAUGGCAAGAUGAUGAUCACGGCCAUCGUCUCGUUGUCGGUGGUGAUCGUAUUGGUUAUUGCUUUACACAUAUAUGCAAGGUGUGUCCUUCGCCGCCAGGCUCGUCACCAAGAUGCUCUACUUCAACUGGGCUUAAGCGUCGCUCGUGCCCGCUCUGGUGAGCAGCAACCCAGGCGCGGGCUUGAUCCGGCGGUCAUCGCGUCGUUACCGGUGUUUGUUUUCAAGCAAAGGGAUGUCGAGGUAAUUGAUACGUCGUCGACUGCGAUGGAGUGCGCGGUGUGUCUAAGCACGUUGGAGAGUGAAGACAUGGCUAGGUUGCUUCCAAACUGUAAGCACAUUUUCCAUGCGGAAUGCAUAGAUAAGUGGUUGAGUUCACACUCUACAUGUCCUAUUUGUCGAUGCGAGGCCAUGCCGGAGGUUCAUCCCGAGUCCCGUGAGGCUCCGGCAGGUCUGGCUGGCCUAGAAACUGCAUCACCCACGGCUCCACCUUCAGGGUUUGCGAAUUCUGGAUUGUCAUCACGCAUGGCAGCUGGGACAUCAGAUGGUGCUGGCCAAUCCUCAGAUCAAAAGAUCAUCGGUGGUUCAACCUCAUCACGAUUAAAUUCUUUCAAAAGGAUCCUAAGUAGGGAUAGAUCAUCUGCAAGAAUUCAUUCUAGUGGUAUUGAUCAAGACGAUGAUAGUACUGUAGUAGAUUUAGAGAUCAGGCAGUGACUGAUUAUUUUAAGGUAAUUAUAGGGCGAUUUUAUUUUA
Molecule: messenger RNA, 984 nt
Organism: Juglans microcarpa x Juglans regia
Lineage: Eukaryota; Viridiplantae; Streptophyta; Magnoliopsida; Fagales; Juglandaceae
Product: E3 ubiquitin-protein ligase ATL41-like
Exons: 1
Coding region: 142-945 (267 amino acids)
Source: RefSeq, a predicted model, not a curated record